Messenger RNA from Benincasa hispida (wax gourd), 2914 nucleotides. Lineage: Eukaryota; Viridiplantae; Streptophyta; Magnoliopsida; Cucurbitales; Cucurbitaceae. The record is from RefSeq and is a predicted model, not a curated record.
AGCAGCAUACUCAAGAGGCUUUAGUGGGAGGGGAAAAUGUUCUCCCCUCUCUCCUCCUUUCCUCCAUCUCUCCAUACCCCCCCUACCGACCACCUCACCGGACCUCACCAUGCCCUCCCUAAUCCUCCCUCCGUCUGACCAUCCCCCUCACCCAUCUCCCUCCAACCUUCCUUCGGACUCUUUCAUCCCUCCCUUACUCUGUUUCUGCCCUGUUUUUCAGCCAUGGUUUCACUCUCUGGCCGUAUCCUUGAUCACCCCUUCCUAUUGGAACAAGAAGGAUCCAACUUCCUUUUAAAAGACAUAAAAAAAGGACAGUCCAUUCUUCUCUCCCUAACCUCAGCUACUUGGCUUCUUGAGAGUUUUCGAAGGCUUUUGUAUAGUUCCACCUUUGAGUUUUUCCUUCUAAAGGAAAAAGUUGAUCAAAACUUCAUGAGGCUUGCCAAAUUUCGUGCAAAGGAGAAUUGGUUUGUUGAAUUUGCUGUUUGGCCAAUCACAGGAGGAAGAAGGAAUAUCCACAACAUCCCGUUUGGCAACGAAAAGGCAGGCUGGCAAGACUUCAAGGAGAUGAUCGAUCGUUGCAUCCAACACUUCAAAAAAUCCCCUGCUCUCCAGUCAUGGGAUAGAGUUGGAUAUGAUGUGGAUGCUAAGGGAGUGUCAACCUAGUUGAGACGUCCGGGUGCAUCUCAUGAUCCUUUCACAAGUACUUGUAUUCUCGCUUUUCUCUUUGUAUAACUCUAUUGUACUUGGAGCUUUCGCUCAUCUUUAUUUAUUAAUAUAAUGAAUCGUUUCCUUUUCAAAAAAAAAAAAGCAGCAUCCUUAACUACAUAUCUCAUCAAUGGCAUUACAAGUUACAAGUUUUUAUGCUCAAUUCGCUGCAACCUGGGUAAAAUAUAAAGAUUUGUUACUUUGAGGCAUUACAACUUGACAUUUAUACGUGUACCUUAUCCUAGAAAGGAAAUUCUCUCUUAACAAAAAGAAAAUCCACCGGAUCCACAUGGAUAUUGAAGUUUAGACUAAAGAAUCUAGAAGAUGGUUUCUGUUAAGCCGAUUUCAAAAGUUAGUGUUCCAAUUACAGGCAGGAGACCAAGUUGAAGUCAACCUUAAGGUUUGGUUCGGUUUUUCUACAAUUAUCAUAGAUAAGUUGAACAAGAAAGUAUAUAAUAAAGAACGUAUGUGUGAACAAUGAUAUAGUGAUAUUAUUAUUAUUCAUAAAGAAAGGUGAACCAAGCACCUUACAAAACUUGAGGGCCAGCUUCUCUUCCUAUACAAACUUCACAAAAGAUUCCUCUUCUCCCUCACCCUUACAUCAUUCCCUAUUCAUCUAUCUAACUUUCACAGGAUACAUUUCACCUUUUACCCCUCCUCUCGUACACUUUUACUAUUGGAGGCCUAACAUCACCCUGAAAUAGAAAGAUAAAAUUUGUACUUAUAACUAAGCUCAUAGACUAAGUUCUUAAUUUUUAUUUUAUCAGCAACGCGUUCCAUCCACAAUAAAGAUUGUUAUUUGAAAAAAAAUGAAGAGAUGGCAGCCAACAGGUGUUCUAGUUAUAAAACAUAUUGAGAGGAAGCUCUGUAGACAUCAGAAAAAGAGAAAAGCUAAAAUCUCUUUCAUACAUGAGAGAUCAUAAAGAAGUUCAACAUAUAAUGAACAAGUAGACAAAACUAGGACCUCGAAAAUUAGGUGCUGACUAGUAGCAUAAAGAAUAUUGAGGCAGCUUUUUCCUUGCAUAAACUAUAUAGUCAUAUGUAUAAUAAAGUAGGGGAUAAAAAGAAAAAAAAAACCCUUAAAAAAUGAUAUCAUAAUGUCCAUGGACUGUUUGGCAUCACAAAGAACUAAGCUUGACAAAUAUCUAAUCUUCACUACUACCAAAACGUAGCAAACAGCUACAUCAACUUUCACACCUUCAGGGUAACAGUGUUAUCGGGCUGAUUAAUGUUCAUAUUAAUAAAGAUUUUAUUUCAGUGAUAGGCUCCCUAUGAUAACUCGAAAAUUUUAAUGAAUUAAUUAGCCACAAAUUCCUUUAUUUCUCUUCUCUUCUCUUCUUUUCUUUUCUUUUUCUCUAUACGCUCAGUAUCCAGACCACAUUGAUUUUGAAACCAUAACUCAAAGUCCCUUUAAUUGUUUUCAACUUAACCCCUAGGUCAACCCAUUGUAGUUCAUUCUCAUCUUUUGAUCUUCCUUUAGCCACACUAUUUUAUAGCAAGAUCUUAAAUAGUAAGCCCAAGGGUUUACUAGUUGAUGGUAGCAAUGAUAUUGGUGAUAUUGGCUAUACUAUAUCUCUAUGAUACAAUAGUAAGCAGCUAGAAGAUGGAGGGUCACCCAAUGGAAGGUGUAAUUUUUUUUAAGUCCAAGUAUUUCCAACUAGUAUACUAAGCACUAUAACGAAGCUAUGUAACAUCACUCUAUUCUUCCAGUCCAGUUGUCUGAAAUAAUGGACCAAUGUCUUCCGUGUAAUUGUGCUCUAUAAUUUUAGCUUGGCAAUCCUUAAAGAGUUCCUUUCAUGCCCCUUUGAUCUUGUAGCCUCUCUUUUACUUACAUCUCUUUGAAUGAAAGAUGAGUUUCCCAUAAUCGAAAAUUGCAAAUAUAGCAAUCAGGCCUAAAUUAUUUACUGAUAUAGUAUAAUGUAAAAGAAUAUGUAGAUAUAACAAAAUUUUGAUUUCGUCGAAGUCUAUCAAUGAUAGACCAUAUCACUGGUAGGAGUCUAUCAGCGAUAAAGUUUCGCCGAUAGAUUUUGCUAUAUUUGCAAUUCUUUAAACAUGUUGCUAAAUACUUAAUUAUUAUUUCUAAAAGUACUAUCCAAUGCAGUUACCCUUUAUAAUAUAUAUAUGUCGUGGGCAGCAUUAAGGCAUAAAUAUAACACAAAUACAACCGUGCAAAUACCAUGGAAUAUUAAAAAUUUUGAAUAUUAUUUUC